This is a messenger RNA of Fomitopsis serialis, 657 nucleotides long. RefSeq lists its product as uncharacterized. The record is from RefSeq and is a predicted model, not a curated record. The transcript has 2 exons. The annotation marks the transcript as partial. NCBI's taxonomy places the organism in Eukaryota, Fungi, Basidiomycota, Agaricomycetes, Polyporales, Fomitopsidaceae.
UUCACUCAAGAUGCAGAUUUCUGGUAUGAAGACGGGAAUAUCAUUAUCGUCGCCCAGGAAGUCGGCUUCCGCGUCUAUAAGGGCUUUAUCGCAUCGAGGUCUGAGGUCUUUCGGGAUAUGAUAAGCCUUGCCCAGCCUGUCUUGGAUUCUUCGUGCGAAGGGACUCUGGAUGGCUGUCCUUAUGUUCACGUCUCCGAUACGGCGGCGGAGAUCCGCUCGCUGUUGCGCAUUCUGUUCAUCGGCAGACAGUACGUCUUCAAACCGUAUAUGCGCCGCACAGACUUGGAGUUCGACGACAUGGCCAAUUGUAUCCGGCUCGCGCACAAGUACGACAUACCGGAUCUCCUUGAGGAUGCCUUGGAAAAGCUGGAAGGAUAUUAUCCGGAGUCGGACCCGGAUUCUUGGGACACUGUUUGCGGAGACGGUCCGUCCACGAGAGCCAUUGUCGCCCUCAACCUGGCGCAUCUCACCGACACGCCAUCCAUCUUUCCUGCUGCCAUGUACGACUGCUGUAAUCUGGACGGCCAAACGAUACUAGCGGGUAGAAUUCACAGCGAUGGCGCCGCGGAUUUUCUGAGUCCGGUGGACCUUGCGCGCUGUAUUGACGGGAAAGCAAGACUCUGCUCCCGCAAUUCUCAGGUCAUCCGUGAAGUCUUA